CUGGAAGAAAGAGACUGAGAGAAAGAGAGAGUGAGAAAGUGGGAGAGAGGGAGAGAGCACAAUGGUUCUUUUCAGAUUGACUGAAAUUUCUUUAAUUGUGGUGCUACUGCUUCACAUGACUGAGGCUGUGUCCUUUGUCAGAUAUGGAGUUGAGGUCACUCUGCUGUGUGACAAUGUGAUACCCAAUCAGGAUAAAUGUAACAGAACUAACUGGCUCUUUGGUAGUUCUGAGGAGAUAACUGAAGAGCUGGUGACCUCUGGGAAGAUCUCCUCCAGUGAGUUUGCCCAAGCUAAAGCAGCCAGGCUGAGUGUUACGCCGAACUGCUCUCUGGUUAUAAAGAACGUCACGGCAGGGGACGCUGGUCGUUAUGUCUGUCAGCAGAACAGAGCAGACAAAGAACAAGGCCAAGACGCCGUGGCUGAUCUGUCAGUGGUGAAGAUAACUCAGCUGAAGCGAUCCAAAAAAAAGCUGAAGUUGCGGUGCUCGGUGUCGACAUAUGGAGGGUGUAGACAGACAGCCAUGUGGCUGUAUGAGGGCAAAAAGCUGAAUACACUCGUCAGAGGUAUGACCAUAUUCCUGUCUCCCUGCAAAACCACUGUGUCCACCAGCAGUUCUAAGUGGGAUAAAAACAAAUUCAAGUGUGAGGUGGCUGAUCUCGGUGGAAAGGUGCAGACAUUUGACUUCAAACGUCCAUCCUUAGGUGCCACAGAAACAAUACCAACCUCACCAAAUUUCACUGUGCCUGCGACCAUUAUUGCUCCUAUAGAAAUACCAGAUGUGAGACCUCUCUUCACUGCGAUCCGGGAGAAAAUGCGUAGGCUGUUGGCAUUUCCGAUAUAUUUGCUACAGGGUGUAUAACCUUGAUGAUGAUGAUGAUGACGAUGAUGGUUCAGUGAAAAAUGCUGAAGAUCCUAGACCCACCACUGAUCAACAACCUCCAUCAAAUGUCAACAAAUCAGAGCCAGAAGAUUAGAAAUAAGAUUAAGACUAUAUGUGUAUAUACUUUAGUAUUUCUUUUUUAGGUUGGUUAGUGAGGCCUUUAUGUGAAAAAAACAUUUUAAAUUAGACACUUUUCCCCCUUGUUUUUGUUUUUGUCAGCAUGUGGUGAUGGCCGGAUAGUUCCAGUGAAAUGAUCAAGGACUGUCCAGCACCCUGAUGUCGCUCAUUAAAUAUUUGAAGAAAUUAAUGAUUUUAACGACUUAUUUAGAAAAACUUAACUGAAGGGCUUAUGUAAUCCUGAAGAGCGCAGGCGUUUAAGAAUCAAGAGUUUUAUUCCAAAAUGAGAAAUCAAACAUUAGAAAAAAACAAAAACAAAACAAAAACAAAAACAAAACUGAGACCAGCAUCUACAAAAUGAGCAGCAUUUGAGAGAAGCGUGAUAAUAAAGAUGGGGUACUUUUACCUUUCCAGAGAAUUAUUUCUGUCCUUUUUAAUUGACAUGAAUAUAUGAAAACUUUCAUUUCAUGCAGCAUCUUCCUCUUCUUCUUCCUCUUCUGGUUCUUCUUUCACUCCUCCUUCAGUUCUCCUUCUCUUUCUUCUCCUUGUUCUCCCUCUUCUCCUUCCUCUUCUUCUUUUGUUAACUUUUGUAAGUGGCUUAUUAAAGUGUGUAUUUUCUUGACUCAGUGGUGAAACUUUCUUUCCUGUUGGCAGAAGGGAGCAGCUUAAAUUUUAUUUACAUAAAACAGGACGGAUCAUAUAACCCCAGUUUUAGCUGCCAUAAACCAAACCAAUCAUAAACCAAAUAUUAAAAUUCUGUUGAUUGAAGCUGAUCGCUACUCACAUUGUUGCACAAUUCUAUCUACAUAUCUUUUAUUCUACAUUUUGGAGAUUUCGCUUGAAUGAGCU
Molecule: messenger RNA, 1846 nt
Organism: Myripristis murdjan (pinecone soldierfish)
Lineage: Eukaryota; Metazoa; Chordata; Actinopteri; Holocentriformes; Holocentridae
Exons: 6
Coding region: 62-859 (265 amino acids)
Biological process (GO): interleukin-15-mediated signaling pathway; positive regulation of ERK1 and ERK2 cascade; T cell activation
Cellular component (GO): membrane raft; external side of plasma membrane
Molecular function (GO): protein tyrosine kinase binding; MHC class II protein binding
Source: RefSeq, a predicted model, not a curated record